Setaria italica (foxtail millet) is the source of this 2133-nucleotide messenger RNA. Its product is annotated as sugar transport protein MST3. The coding region runs from base 332 to 1882 and encodes 516 amino acids. NCBI's taxonomy places the organism in Eukaryota, Viridiplantae, Streptophyta, Magnoliopsida, Poales, Poaceae. The record is from RefSeq and is a predicted model, not a curated record. Gene Ontology annotation, cellular component: membrane. Gene Ontology annotation, molecular function: monosaccharide transmembrane transporter activity. Gene Ontology annotation, biological process: monosaccharide transmembrane transport. The transcript is spliced from 3 exons.
CAUCAUCUGUAUCAUGUCUUGAGCUGGCGGCGUUGACUUGACACCACCAAUUCCAUCAGCAGGCUAGCUGCUGAUGUGCUGCAACCUUAUGCAUGACGGAGAACCAUGUACACACACGAACUGGCUAGCAAUCAUAGCAUGGGAGAGGUAGAGGAGAAGUAGUGCAGAUGAAGAGAAGACUAAUCCUCUCCUAGCCGUGUGUCAUGUCCCGUGUGUCCUUGUCUAUAUAAGGAGCACCUUUCCUUGAGCACUCUCUCCUCACCCCCUCCACCUUGUUGCUAGCUGCCUCUAGCCAGCUCAUAAUAGUAGGAUCCAUUGCAUCGUCGCGAGGAUGGCCGGCGGUGCCAUGGUGAACACGGCCGGGGGCAAGGACUACCCCGGCAAGCUCACCCUCUUCGUCUUCUUCACCUGCGUCGUCGCCGCCACCGGAGGGCUCAUCUUCGGAUAUGAUAUCGGUAUCUCAGGCGGAGUGACCUCCAUGGACCCUUUCCUUGAGAAGUUCUUCCCGCAGGUGUUCCACAAGAAGAAGGAGGUCAAGACCAACCAGUACUGCAAGUACGACAACCAGCUGCUGCAGACCUUCACCUCCUCGCUCUACCUCGCCGCCCUCGUCGCCUCCUUCUUCGCCGCCACCGUCACCCGCGUCAUGGGCCGCAAGUGGUCCAUGUUCGGCGGAGGGCUCACCUUCCUCAUCGGCGCCGCGCUCAACGGCGCCGCCGAGAACGUCGCCAUGCUCAUCAUCGGCCGCAUACUGCUCGGAGUCGGCGUCGGAUUCGCCAAUCAGUCUGUGCCGGUGUAUCUGUCUGAGAUGGCUCCCGCUCGCCUCCGGGGCAUGCUCAACAUCGGUUUCCAGCUGAUGAUCACCAUCGGUAUCCUGGCGGCGGAGCUGAUCAACUACGGCACCAACAAGAUCAAGGCCGGUUACGGGUGGCGCGUGAGCCUUGCGCUGGCGGCGGUUCCCGCCGGCAUCAUCACCCUGGGCUCCCUGUUCCUACCCGACACCCCCAACUCGCUGCUGGAGCGCGGUCACGCCGACGAGGCCCGGCGCAUGCUCCGCCGCAUCCGCGGCACGGAGGACAUCGGCGAGGAGUACGCGGACCUGGUGGCGGCGAGCGAGGAGGCCCGGCAGGUCCGCCACCCGUGGCGCAACAUCGUGAAGCGCCGGUACCGCGCGCAGCUGACGAUGGCGAUCAUGAUCCCCUUCUUCCAGCAGCUCACCGGCAUCAACGUCAUCAUGUUCUACGCGCCGGUGCUGUUCGAGACGCUGGGCUUCAAGGGCGACGCCUCGCUCAUGUCCUCCGUCAUCACGGGGCUCGUCAACGUCUUCGCCACCGUCGUCUCCAUCUUCACCGUCGACCGCCUCGGGCGGCGCGCUCUGUUCCUCCAGGGCGGCGCCCAGAUGAUCAUCUGCCAGGUGGUGGUGGGGUCGCUGAUCGCCGCCAAGUUCGGCACCAGCGGCAUCGGCGAGAUGCCCAAGGGCUACGCGGCGGUGGUGGUGCUCUUCAUCUGCGUCUACGUGGCGGGCUUCGCCUGGUCGUGGGGGCCCCUGGGGUGGCUGGUGCCGUCGGAGAUCUUCCCGCUGGAGAUCCGGCCGGCGGGGCAGAGCAUCAACGUUUCCGUCAACAUGUUCUUCACCUUCUGCAUCGCGCAGGCCUUCCUCACCAUGCUCUGCCACUUCAAGUUCGGCCUCUUCUACUUCUUCGGCGGAUGGGUCGUCAUCAUGACCAUCUUCAUCGCGCUCUUCCUGCCGGAGACCAAGAACGUGCCCAUCGAGGAGAUGGUGCUCGUCUGGAAGUCGCACUGGUUCUGGAAGAAGUUCAUCGCCGACGAGGACGCGCACGUCGGCAACGGAGCCGCCGCCCGCAAGGGGGCCGACGCCUGAUGAGAUUCAUUAUAUAUUCUGCCCAUCCGGAUCGACUUGAUUGAUUGUACAUGCAUGAUGUUCGAUCUUCUCUUGCCUUGUGAUCCAUCGAGUUAGUAGCUACGAUCGACUAGUGUUUGUGUAACGAGUGUUUGUUACGAACGCCGAUUAAUUCCUUCCAUUGUCAACUAUAUAUCUCGUCAACCAUAUACUCCUGUAUAAGAAAGAUUUCAUCUCUGACAAGGUUUCGGCAUCCUAUGUUUCGGCAGCCA